AUGACGACGGCCAGCUCGCUGACGAAAUGUGCUUUUGACUUCCUCGCCGAUGUCGAAGGCUAUGAUAUCAGGGACGCGGCUGGGCUCGAUAGCCAUAGCUAUAGGGUCCUACUUGUCGGUAUGAUGUCGGAGAUCUUAACGGAGGAGGGCAUCUACUCCAAUCAGGCCUUGGUGACGAGCUUGACAGUCCUCAACUACGUGGGGUUAGCAUCGGCCAACAUGCGCAGGGUGAUCAAAACAUGGGAGAUAGUGAAGACGAAAGUCACCUUGGACCGUCCGACAAUCCAGGCGAUCGACAAGUUCUUGCGCACCCGCCUGACGAACAGUGCUCUGGAUCGAAGGGCGAAAGCAGGUUCGCAUUUUCCUGCGAGUCAACUUGCAUCUGUUGCACCGACCCUAGGACUCAGGGUGCAUUUGGCGAGUCUGGUCAAGAAAGCUUCUCGUGAAAGUGGCAACAACACGGUGUCCGUGCUAGCUUUGGCUUUUGAAUUGUUGUCCAUGCGCAGUUCAGUUCAAAUUAACUGGACGACGGACCUCCAGGAGGUUGCAAAUCUCCUGCAAUCAGCUUUCUGGCUUCUGAUAGUCAACAAACCCGGGGCUGCGGCGGGUUCGCUUGGAAAAUUGGAUGCUACGAUAGUCCUCGACUAUCUGCAUACAUCAUCCAAAGAUGAGUAUCCGCUUGUCGGUGUCAACACGUCUGUCGGCGAGAUCUCCCCGGUCGGAUGGGACUCCCUGAUCUCAGUGAUAGUGGAGUUCGUGAAGAAGGAGGGGGCCAUGACGGAUGAGACGUCCUGGUCGGCCCGCCUCUCCGCCAAGAACAUCCUCCGGAACAUGGGCACCAUGUGGCUGCACUAUGAGGGCGACGAGAACUUGGUGAGCCUCCCACAGCUCUUGGAGUACAUGCUCAUCACCACCCCUGACAACGAAGGCUACACGUCGUCUGUUUCAGACGAGUUGGGCUCUAUGAAGUCCAUCAUGACAUACUACCUCCUGUCCAACACCAGUGUCAAGAUUGCGUGCGACAACAAUGUCAUGAUUCCGGAGGGGUUGGAGAUCCUGGUGCCAGUCACCACCGGCAGGACCCUCUCCCUGGACAAGAUCGAAGGCCUGACUGUGAGCCAGCUCUCCGAGGCCGAGGGGGGAACUUUCGAGGUCUACUAUGAGAACGACUUGGCCGACCCGGACACGAUCGCUGAGCACCUGAAGAAGGCCACGAGGUCCGGCGUGAAGCCCUUCACCAAGAAAGGGGGAAUGAACUGGGACGAGAUCCAGGUGGAGGACGAUGACGCCAAGGAGACCCCUCUGGGAAGGACUACGGAGCACAAGAAGGCUUCAGGUGUUGGCAAAGGCAAUGCUCUGGUUGGAAGAGGUACACAGCAGCCCACUUACACGCCUGCAGAACAAUACUCCAAGCAGCAGGGGACAACCUGGGAAGCGGAGAGCACCCGCCACAGACGAACUUAUCACUUAUCACGAGAGGUGUGGGGGGGAGGGGAAACAGCGGGGCAAGUCGGCCUGGAGCUCACACAACAGCUACUGCACGAGCUGAACACAGCCUGUGAAAGGGGGGGGCGGGAAGAGGAUAGACAGCAGCAGCACCACCUGCAAACAACCAUACGGGAGAUCCUCACCCAUAUCCACCAGGCCAUAGAGGCCCACGAAGUGGUGGUGGCAGCACAGUGGCUGGAACCAGAGGGCGGCGACUCAGCGCAAACCCCAACACAGCACCCCCAAGAAGCAGCAGCAGCAGGAGCCAGGGACACACACCUAGCGGACGUCAUAGGCCUGGCGAAAGGAGGGACGGAAAGUCACAACAACAGACCCAGCCACAGGCCCAACAGCACGGGGGUCACCACGGCCAGGGAAAUAUUGGCCAAACUGGUCCCGUUCCUGGAAACACAGACGGACGGAGGAGGGGAAGGGGGGGGCGCAACCCGCAGAUCCGCACAAGAGGAAGAGGAGACGGAGGAGGGCAACCAGGGGGCCAUGCUGAGGAACAAGAGACAAGACCAAGGGGGUGGGGACUACAUCGACGACACCGCCGGCUACACGAAGGGGAUGAUGUGGACUCAAGAAGAAGACGCACACAUGAAGGGGCAAGCAGUGACUAACUGUCCUUGCGCACUGGUGGGCCCCUGUCCGGAUCCCGUUCACUUGUCUGGUUUCGGGCAGCGUGUGACCUUCACUUCCCUGAAGUUAGUAGAGUAUGUGAGUGACUGGCCUUCCCUGCAGCCGUUGUCAGGCUUUGCUGUUGCCAAUUCGCCCGAGUUGCAGAUGAGCGCUUUCGCCUGGGAGCACGCGCUGUGGCUUUUGGAGGCUCUUCCAGGCGAAGCCCUCCUCCCCGAUGCCGUCGCCUACGCGUCAGCUACUGCAGCCUGCGGUCGAAGCCUUCGCUGGGCCCUGGCGGUGACGUUGCUUGCCACCUCCCUCGACCGUCGCAUGGCCUCGCAGGCAGGCAUGGGGGCCGCCAUCGCAGCUGCCGCCGGCCGAAGAGAGUGGCAGGUGGCCCUGUCCCUGCUGGACCAGCUCAAAAUGCAGGAGAUGCAGCCGGAUGUCAAAAGCUACACGCAAGCUCUCAGUGCAUUCGAGGGCUCCAGCUGCUGGCAGAAGGCGCUUUCCCUGCUGUUCACAGCAGACGAACUCGGGAUGACCAACGACAUAUGCUACACGGCGGCCAUGCGUGCGUGCUCAGACGAGUGGCAGUGGUCCCUGGCCUUGCUCAGUCGGCUGCCCAAUCCUGACAGGCGGGCCUUCAACGUGGCACUGAACUCCUGCGCGAAGGCCUCGAAGCGCCAGGUGGCCCUGACGCUCCUGCGGCGUAUCCCAGCUCCCGACGCCGUCAGCUACAACUCCGCCCUGACCGCAUGUGUGGGUGCAGAUGGGUGGAUGGAGGCACUGGUGCUGCUUGCCGAGCUGGCCGACGACGCGGACACCAUCAGCUUCAACGUGGUAUUGGCAGCCUGUGAGGCUGCCGGGGCUUGGCUUGCCUCGUUGCAACUCCUCGAGUGUCUGGGUAGCAAUUGCAAUCGAGGGCUUGCCUUCUUCUUAGCCAGACCCCUGGGAGGAUAUGUUGCAAUCAAUAUCAAUCACCGCGUGGCGCUGCCUGCUGGCAUGCUGGUCCCUGAAGUUGGGGAUGGCUUUACAUGCGGCUUGGCUGAUGUCAUCCUGUCACCCGGGGUGGUCCUGAGCGAGGUGGCCGUGAGCUGCACCAUCCGUGCUGCUGGGGGCGUGCAUCGCUGGCAGGUGGCCAUAAAGCUGCUGGAGCAAAUGGAGGACCUCACCGUGGAGAGCAACGAGUUCGGCUUCUCCUCGGCCAUCGACGCCUGUUCCAAGGCUUCCCAGUGGCUGCAAGCCAUGGGCAUCUUCAUGUCGAUGCCUGUGGCCUCCAUCCAGUGCAAUGAAGUGUGCCUGAACGCCGCCCUGGCUGGCUGCCAGCGGGCCCGACGCUGGCGCCAGGCCCUGGCACUCUGGGCAUGGGCCGAAGAGCGAGAGCUGGUGCUGGACAGGGCGCUGCUUCUCGGGGCCGCUGCGCUGGCCGAGCCUCAACCUGGCGUGCGGGGGGAGGUUCUGGGAGCCCUCGCCUGCCUCUGCGAAGACGAAGGACACCCCGCCGGGCGGCAGCUCUUCCAAGAUCUGGCCAGGGCGGCGCACGCGAGUGGCCUUGGAGGGCUGGGCCAGGCGUUGGCCACGGCAGCUGGCUAUCCGAGUUUGAACCCCUUGGGCGUGGCGGCGCAGCUGCGCGGGGCCUUGGGCGGGGGCGCCAUCACCGGGAGGCGUCCCUACCAGAAGGAGGUGGCACUGCUCAGGCGUGUGGUGGAUCUGGCACAGCCAGGUGACGCAGCAUCCGUGGUUCAGCAAAUGGAGAAUUUCGGCGCAGAGCUGGGCAGCGCCGGUGGCUGGGCGAAGUUUGCUGCCGGGAGCAAGGCGAAGAUCCUGCUGCUGGGCUCCGCCGGGGCAGCGCCUUCGCCCAAGCACGUCCUGGACAUUGGUGCCUACGGUGGUGGGUCGGCUCUCCACCUUGCCCAAGCUCUCCCAGGGGUGCAUGUGACCGCCAUCGAGCUGGAUCCUGUGAUGGUUGCCCUGGCACGCUGCUUGCUGGGCUUUGCUGGCGUGGGUGACCGUGUGCAUGUGCUUCCGGGCCACACUCGGCUCCGACUCCCGGCGUUGGAGGGCCGGCGCUUCGCAGCCAUCUUCGUGGAUGUCUGGGGCGCGCAGUAUGCCGAAGUCCUGGCCCUCAUUCAUCGCCAUGGGCUGCUGUUGCCGGGGUCGGUGCUCAUAGCAGACAACGUCCUUCGCACCGGCGCGGCAGAGUUCGCCGGGCGUGUGGCGGGCCGAGGCUUUCGGACGCUCGUGAUGCCUGUGCAGGAAGUGUCGAAGCCUGACGAGGAGGAUUGGAUGACGGUGUCGGUGCUCCGCCACACGGACUGGGAGCCCAGAGUGCCAGACGAGCUUCAGGAGCUCCAGGCAAGGUCCGAGCGCCUGCGCGAUGCUACCGCCAACGAGGGCGUUGCUCCGGAGGAGCAUCGAGACUUCUCCGAGCAAGCGCGCGGGAUCUUCCGCAAAGCGGGGAUUGUGCCAGUUGGAGAUCGAGGGGCAGUCUGA
Messenger RNA from Symbiodinium natans, 4602 nucleotides. The record is from the annotation of a GenBank genome assembly. NCBI's taxonomy places the organism in Eukaryota, Dinophyceae, Suessiales, Symbiodiniaceae.